GGAGCCGUUCCUUAGCAACGAGUUGUUGACAUUUCUGAGAGAGCGGGAUCUUCUGUUCCUCUGCGGCGUCGCUGGGAGCCCGACGGAAAACCGUGCUAAAGGCUUGUCUUUCCCCUGCCCGACCUAGGGAGCCAACCUCGCCUGCGCUACAGCUUGCUUAUUUUCGUCGUCUGUUCUCCUGAUACUGCGUGUUCUAAAAAUCCCUUAGGCUUUCCGUGGGUUCCCAGACCAUGGCGGUGGCACUGCCCAGGGACUUGCAGCAGGACGCCAACCUGGCCAAGAGGAGGCACGCGGAGCUGUGCAGGCAGAAGCGGGUCUUCAGCGCCAGAAACAGGAUAAUUGGGGGCGACACUGAAGCCUGGGAUGUUCAAGUUCAUGACCAGAAGAUAAAAGAAGCUACUGAAAAAGCUAGACACGAAACCUUUGCUGCUGAAAUGAGGCAAAAUGACAAAAUCAUGUGCAUAUUGGAAAACCGGAAAAAGAGGGAUAGGAAAAAUCUCUGUAGGGCUAUCAAUGACUUCCAACAGAGCUUUCAGAAGCCAGAAACUCGCCGUGAAUUUGAUCUGUCCGACCCCCUAGCCCUUAAGAAAGAUCUUCCAGCCCGGCAGUCAGAUAAUGAUGUUCGGAAUACGAUAUCAGGAAUGCAGAAAUUCAUGGGAGAGGAUUUAAACUUCCAUGAGAGGAAGAAAUUACAAGAGGAACAAAACAGAGAAUGGUCUUUGCAGCAGCAAAGGGAAUGGAAGAACGCCCGUGCUGAACAAAAAUGCGCAGAGGCCCUCUACACAGAGACAAGGCUGCAGUUUGAUGAGACAGCCAAGCACCUGCAGAAGCUGGAAGGCACCACCAGAAAGGCGGUUUGUGCGUCUGUGAAAUACUUCAACAAGAGCCAGGCCAUCGAGUCAAUAGAAAGGAAAAAGCAAGAGAAAAAGCAAGAACAAGAGGACAACUUGGCCGAGAUCACCAACCUGCUGCGUGGGGACCUGCUCUCUGAGAACCCGCAGCAGGCAGCCAGCUCCUUCGGGCCCCACCGCGUGGUCCCUGACCGCUGGAAGGGCAUGACCCAGGAGCAGCUGGAGCAGAUCCGCCUAGUCCAGAAGCAGCAAGUCCAGGAGAAGCUGAGGCUGCAGGAAGAAAAGCACCAGCGAGACCUGGACUGGGACCAGCAGAGGAUUCAGGGGGCUCGCGCCACCCUGCUGUUUGAGCGGCAGCAGCGGCGGCAGCAGCGAGACCUGCGCAGAGCUCUGGACAGCAGCAACCUCAGCCUGGCCAAGGAGCAGCGUUUGCAGAAAAAAUAUAUGAAUGAAGUCUAUACAAAUCAACCCACGGGAGACUAUUUCACACAAUUUAAUACAGGAAGUCGAUAAUGAGGAAGACACCCUUGUUCCCGUCAUUCACGUAUAAAGAGUGGCAACCUUAAAGAGUCACGUUUCUUUUUUAAAAAUACACUCCUUGGGCCAUAAGUACCCUUCAGCUGUAAUCGUCCGCUGUGGAAAAAACCUUUAUCUAACCUCUCCCUUGUAUUUCUGUGAGGAACAUUCGUUUCUGUUCAACUCAGCUCAGCGAAGGUCUUGGGUGGGGCUCUGGGAAGGAGCUCCACGUGGGCCUGCUCAGGGCCACCCUAGAGAGAUGUGGUAUUUAAGGUGGUAUUUAAGGUGGGCCUGUGUUCUGCACAGACUCUAGGUUCAGCUGCAGUAAUCGUUACUGCUCCCAAAUGCAAGCUAUGUGCAAUUCCAAACACUUCAUGUGGAAUUCACUAAUUUGAUUCUCACAACAGUUGGUGGUGGGUAUUUUUACUACUCACAUUUUCUAGUUGAAUAACCUGAGUUACAGACAUGUUAAGUCACUUAGCGAGGUCAUACCCCCAGGAAGUGUGGUCGCUUGGGAUUGAACCCAAGGAGAACUGGCUCUCAGGCACUUCACUCGGCUGGCUCCUACAACUGACCUGAAACAGCAGUGGCCUUGAAACAACAGAGGCUCGGCCAGGCUCUAUGGCUCACGCCUGUGAUCCCAGCACUUUGGGAGGCUGAGGUGGGCGGAUCAUGAGGUCGGGAGUUCAAGACCAUCCUGGUCAACAUGGUGAAACCCCGUCUCUACUAAAAAUACACAAAUUAGCUGGGCGUGGUGGUGCGCGCCUGUAGUCCCAGCUGGUUGGGACUGAGGCAGGAGAGUUGCUUGAACCCGGGAGGUGGAGGUUGCAGUGAGCCGAUCUUGCGCCACUGCACUCCAGCCUGGUGACAGAGCAAGACUCUCUCAAAAAAACAAAAAAACAAAAAACCAGAGGCUGAUUCCUGCUCUCAUAGAAGCGCAAGUGCAUAUGGUGGCUCUGCCGAGGCUCCUUCCAGCUUGGGGCUCUGUCCUCUCCGCCGCCACACGCAGCUUCUGUCUUGUGGUCCAGGAUGCUGCUCUCGCCUCCACCAUCCUGCCACGCUCUGGCCAGCAGCGAGGAGGAAAGGCAAAAAAGAAGGGGGUCGGCAUGCUAAUUCUCCAUGACAACAUGGCAUGGAAAGUGCAUUUCACCUCCGCUUGUAUCCCAUGGACCAGAAUUCAGUUAUGUGACCACACCUAGGUGAAUGGAGGCUGGGAAGCUUAUCUGGCUGACCGUGUGACCAGGCCAUCAUUCCACAAUUGUAGCCAUCAUUCCACAAUUGUAUACAAAUGAAGUAAUACAUAUUGGGGUACAACUAGUUAUCUGCUGCAGGCCACACUUGAAGAGUGACUUGGAAAUUGCCAGGCAGGAGGUGUGGGGAGGCAUUUUCCACUAAGUGUGGGGACUAAGUCCAGCCCUGUCCUUGACCUCAAGGACAGGAUUUCUGGCCCCAAGGCCCAGAAAUGACUGGGUUCCCCCACCCCAGUUAGCUCUUCCUUCUCCACAUGGGUCUCUUGUGGGGCCAUAUACCCAGGGCCAUUGACAGAUGGCAGCUCUUGGCACGUUAUCCUUAGCUGAGAUAGAGCUGGAUACUCCAGUGCAGACAGCUUCGCUCACCUUACCCUCCAUCUAAAUGUAUCUGGUUCUUCCCACGCUCAGACCCUUCACUGGCUGACGUUUCACCUGAGCCUCAGGAUCGGUAGGGUUUUUAGGUGGGCAGAGUGGGGCUGGACUUGCUAGCAGGCAUAAACAAAGGCACUGUGGUGUCCAGGAGAGAAGUGGCAGGGCAGUAUCUGCUGAGGUCGGUAUGCAGAGGGCCUGGGGGCUGGUGUGGGGUGGGGGUGGAAGGAAGAGGCCUGUGGCCAAGGUGUGAGGAGCAGGCGGGGCCCAGCGAGGAAGGCUGCAGACUUUAUCCUGAAGGCAAAAGGGGAGCUUGGAGAGAGUUGUCGGCCAGGCAGAGAGGGCUGGGUGUACUCUAGCAGCCCAGCAGGCUCAGGCCACCCAGGGGCUGCCAAAAGGGAGGCAAGGCUUUGCAGACAGACUUUACGCCUCCCUCUGGAUCCUGGCCCACACGGGCUCCCAGGCAAAGCAUUUAAACGAAUGACCACACUGAAGACGUGGUUCAAAUCCACAGUCAACCAAGUAAUGCUGCCACCCCCAGGCUGGUGUGGGACCAUGGGCGGGACCCGGGGGACUGCCUCUGGAGCUGUAACUAGAGUGUGGAUUGUGAUGUAAAGCCAGAGAGGGGAGGGCAAGAGUCGGUUUGUUAGCGCGCCCUGUGUACCAGGCUCCCACUGGGCCUCUUGGGCAGGUGGUCUCUUUAAACUGCCCCCAUCGCACCGCUGGAAAGCAGCUGCUUAGCCUCGUUUUGCAUCCACAAAAUGAAGGAUCUCACUAUUCUCAUUGCACCAGGCAGGGCCACCAU
Pongo pygmaeus (Bornean orangutan) is the source of this 3791-nucleotide messenger RNA. RefSeq names its product RIB43A domain with coiled-coils 2 (gene RIBC2). The record is from RefSeq and is a predicted model, not a curated record. The transcript is spliced from 7 exons. The coding region runs from base 231 to 1364 and encodes 377 amino acids. Lineage: Eukaryota; Metazoa; Chordata; Mammalia; Primates; Hominidae.